CCAAAAACUUGAAAAAACACACGAGAGAAAAAGAAAGCUUCUGGAAGAAGGGUGUGGACUUUCUGCAAAUCCCGUCUGUUAAGGAGUUGUCAUUCAGCUUCUCAAAGAAAGGCGCAGCAUUCGCACAAAAAGACUGCAGCUUUUUGCCCACCGAACCAGACCCAAUGACCGAAGUUCCAAGCUUGGUAUCGUCUCAUCCUCUUCGUCGGCUUCGGCUUUACGUUUUCUGUCAGCUCCACUCUGCAACAAGAUAGAGAGAGGGAGGAGAGAGAGAGAGAGAGAGAGAGAGUUGAGAAGACCCAGAGGAAGAAGAAGCAGAAGGGAGCUUGGAAAAGUAGGAGAGAAGAAAAAUGAGUUGAUUUGGGUUUGUGGGUCGUUUUCUGAUUGACUGAAUAAUCGAGUUUUGUUGGUGGGAGUUUGGCUAUGGCUUUUCGUCCAAUGUUUUGUUGCAGAGGGGGAUUUUCUCGAAAAGUACGAGGAAAGAAGCAGCCAACAUGGAGGGUCUUUUCCUUGAAGGAACUGCACGCAGCAACAAACAAUUUUAAUUAUGACAACAAACUUGGAGAGGGGGGAUUUGGAAGUGUUUACUGGGGUCAGCUCUGGGAUGGAUCACAAAUUGCAGUUAAAAGGUUAAAAGUCUGGAGUGACAAAGCAGACAUGGAGUUUGCUGUUGAGGUUGAGAUACUGGCACGAGUUCGACACAAGAAUCUGCUCAGUUUACGCGGCUAUUGUGCAGAAGGGCAAGAGCGUUUAAUUGUAUAUGACUACAUGCCAAAUUUGAGCUUGCUUUCCCACCUUCAUGGCCAGCACUCAGCUGAAUGCCUUCUUGAUUGGACCCGGCGGAUGAAUAUUGCAAUUGGGUCUGCUGAAGGAGUUGCCUAUCUUCACCAUCAUUUAACCCCACAUAUAAUCCAUAGAGACAUCAAAGCUAGCAAUGUGUUGGUGGAUUCAGAUUUCCAGGCUCAAGUUGCUGAUUUUGGUUUUGCCAAGCUAAUCCCCGAUGGUGCUACUCAUGUGACCACAAGAGUUAAAGGUACCCUCGGCUACCUUGCACCUGAAUAUGCUAUGUUAGGGAAAGCAUCAGAGAGUUGUGAUGUCUACAGCUUCGGCAUUCUCCUGCUCGAGCUUGCUAGUGGCAAGAAACCCAUUGAAAAAGUGAGUCGAGGAAUGAAACGUACGGUUACUGAUUGGGCACUGCCAUUGGCCUGUGAGAGGAAGUUUGAUGAAAUAGCGGACCCCAAACUCAAUGGAAAGUAUUUAGAGGAUGAGCUGAAAAGAGUUGUCUUUGUGGCUCUACUAUGUGCUCAUAGUUGGCCUGAGAGAAGACCGACCAUGCUAGAGGUGGUAGAGCUUCUGAAGGGAGAAUCAAAAGAAAAGUUAGCCCAACUAGAGAAUGACGAACUAUUUAAAACUCCCCAGGUUGCAGAAUAUAAUGAGGGGAAUGAUGGGGCAACAGCAGCUGAAGGAGAGAGCUCAGAUUUUAUCUCAGAUUUUAUCUCAGAGGAGAAAGACGAAAAAAAGGAUUUGAAAGAGGAGGCUGUGCCUGAGAUUGCACAUAAUGGCUGAGAAAGUGUGAAAAACAUGUAGAUGUGGGUUUGGAUUUAAGCUUAAGAUGAGGUUGAACUGGCUGUCAAUUUGUAGGAAUUGCCGGGGAUUAUAGCUGUCUUUUCAUCUACAAGCAUUGGUUUCGUGUUUUCGUGUUUUCGUGAGUGCCGUGUUAUCUGUGUGCAUUCCUGUUUUGCCUUUCACCCUUUUCUUUUAGGUUUGGUUUGAACAUCUCAAUGAAACGAGAACUGUUUUUAGUGUUUAUUGGCUGGCAUUUUUCAUCAGUCACCACAUCUCUAUUUGUUUGGCAACCUAGUGCAAAUACACAACGGAAAUGAUUAUUUUUCGUUGAUCCUGA
This is a messenger RNA of Malus domestica (apple), 1903 nucleotides long. RefSeq names its product PTI1-like tyrosine-protein kinase At3g15890. Gene Ontology annotation, molecular function: ATP binding; protein kinase activity. Lineage: Eukaryota; Viridiplantae; Streptophyta; Magnoliopsida; Rosales; Rosaceae. The record is from RefSeq and is a predicted model, not a curated record. Gene Ontology annotation, biological process: protein phosphorylation.